Molecule: messenger RNA, 1621 nt
Organism: Blepharisma stoltei
Lineage: Eukaryota; Ciliophora; Heterotrichea; Heterotrichida; Blepharismidae
Source: the annotation of a GenBank genome assembly
AUGAACAUUAUCCAGCAGAGCUUUUUUGUUUGUGUUGGUGUUAUUGUAUUUCCUAUAUAGCUUGGCUGUCUUGCUCACGCCCCACAAUUAAUUUACAGAUAUACUAACAAAUCAUUUGACCCAAGUGCAAGAAAUGAAUGAUUUUUGCUAGCUUUGGCUUGUCUUCCUCCUAUAGGUUGCAUUUUUCAAGAAGGCUUAAUGAGGACAGGCAAGAAAUGAUGGGCGAAAGUUGGCUUAGGGAUCUAUAUUGCAGGCACUGUAUUGACCAUGUAUAUGAUUAUCUUAGGAGGGGCUGUUGCUGCUAAUGGGAUGUUUCCCCAAUUCCGUGUUGGACAUGAGUAUUGUGGUGACCAAGACAUUAUAGGCCAAUGGACCUCUUGUUUUCACCUAGUUGGAUUAGGUGUCGAACUUUCUGGCCAAGUUUGCGCUAUUACCUUGCUUAUUCAGUGCCUCAGAUUUACUCCUGAUAUGAUUCAAUGGAUAAUUAAAAUAUGGCGUUGCUCGAAUUUAUGGGUUUCUGACCGAAAAUUCAUCUCUUGCAUAAUUUAAUUAUGAGAUUUGGCUUUCCAUGAUGAGAUUAUUACAGCUAUGUCAGGGAAGCAAGAGCCGGAUUGGUAUUUCUACCAGACCUAGGGAAUAGAAUUUUCCUUAAUGGUAUCACUUACCCAGUUGGUAGAGACUGGGAGCUUUUGGGUGCGGUUCGGACCCAAGUAAGUGCCUGAGCUCAUAGAAGAGUCUUCAAAACCCAAACUUCAAGACUGGCAUCCUUAUUUGUGAACAAAGUCUGAGUAUGCCAAACCUUUACGGGCCCUAAGGAAAAUGGCGCGAAAUUUGCCCAGAGCUGUGCUGGGGAUAAAUAUGGCCAAGCAACCUGGCAGUGGACGUUAAAGUGUUAUAGAUUACUUAAGAUUAAUCUAUGAUUCAACGAUUAAUUGUUGACGAAAGACUAAAGAUGCUAGCUAAAGAAAAAGAAGACGAAGAGCGAGAAGAAAGAGAAGAAGACGAAAAAAGGCGAAAAGGCAAAAAAAGAAUCUGUUUAGAUGAGACUAGAGAGCACGAUUUAUUGAUAAUUGCAAUAAAUACGCAUAUUUUAAUUUAUUUUUUAAUUAUUCUUAAAAAUUUGAGAAAAAGUAUAGCGAUUUUUGACAUGCUCGACGAUAAUGAUGAAAAACAAAAAGGAAAAACUGAUUACAAUACUAUUGAAGAAGUCGACAUUACCCACGAAACUGAAGGAGACAAAGCAUUUAAAGAAGAUUUCAUACAAGAUGAAAACUCAAAAAAGCCUUACAGCAUCGAUGGGCAAAAAGACGGUACUUUUACCCAGCAUUUUAUACAGAAUGAAAGCUCAGUAAGGCCUUAUGAGGUAGAAGGAGAAAAGGCUAUGAGCUUCAGAGACAAAGGUAUAACCCCUAGAUCUAAUAGAGAUAGGAGCCUACCUAGAGAUUCUGCUUCAAAUCCUCAAAGAUCAACCACCCCACGCUCUGAAACAAGAAGCAACCAUAAAGGAGUUUCUGAUACAGAAGCAGGCUCUCUAUAUGAGAGCGAAGCAAUCAACGAAGCUGAGCAAGAAGAGGAAGAAGGAGAAGAGGAAAAAGAAGACCUCGAAGAUAUUUAUAAGUAA